AGGAGAAAUGUGGAUCGGAACUUUUCUUGUUUUAUUACACAACACUCACACAGUUCAUGGAGACUAUCGAGAUCCACACUGUGACGGUAAGCAGGUGAUUGUUCACUUGUUUGAAUGGAAGUGGACAGACAUAGCAGAUGAAUGUGAGAGGUUCCUCGGCAAGAAACAGUUUUGUGGAGUUCAGGUUUCACCUCCAAAUGAGCAUAUUGUGACCACAAACCCCAUGCGUCCGUGGUGGGAGAGAUAUCAACCGGUCAGUUAUAAACUUUACAGCCGGGGAGGGACAGAGGCCGAAUUCAAAGACAUGGUCACCAGGUGUAAAAACGUAGGCGUCAGAGUGUAUGUGGAUUCUGUGAUAAAUCAUAUGGCGGGACUGGGGAGGACGGGGACAGGAUCAGGAGGCACCUCUUUCAACUCUGACAAUUACGAUUUCCCGGGGGUACCGUUCAGAAGGGAACACUUCAAUUCCAGGGACAAGUGCCCCUCACACGACGGUAAUGUUAACAAUUACGGGGACCCUAACAAUGUAAGAAACUGCUUUCUAAUGGGACUCACGGAUUUGGAUCAAAGUCAGGAAUAUGUAAGGAACAAAAUAGUGGAGUAUUACAAUCAUUGCGUAGACUUGGGGGUGGCUGGAUUUAGGAUAGAUGCUGCAAAGCACAUGUGGCCUGGGGAUAUCAAAGCUAUUCAAGAUCGAGUCAAGGACCUUCCAGAGGGAGGCAGGCCAUUUUUCUACCAUGAGGUGACCGAUCUAAACGACGGAGCAAUAAAAGUAGGAGAAUACACAGAUCUUGGUUACGUGACAGAAUUCAGAUAUUGUCAGAAGAUCGCGGAGGGGAUGCGUAAUUUCGGAAUGCUUCACGGAGUUUAUGAUCCCGGAUGGGGAAUGAUUGACAGUGCUCACGCCUUUGUGUUUGUCGAUAACCAUGACAACCAAAGAGGACACGGAGGGGGCGGGAAUCUCAUUACUCAUAAAUCACCACGUGACUAUAAAAUGGCGGUUGCUUUCACCCUAGCAUAUAACUAUGGAUUUACCCGCGUCAUGAGCAGUUAUUAUAUCAAUGGCUUUGACGAGGGCCCUCCGCAUAAUUCUGACUACUCAGCAAAAGAUGUCACCAUUAAUGCUGAUGGUUCCUGUGGUAAUGGAUGGGUAUGUGAGCACAGGUGGAAUCCAAUAGCCAACAUGGCGGCCUUCCGAGAAGCCGUGGCAGGAACCGGUGUCAGUCAUUGGAGGAAUCAAAAUGAGGAAGUGUCGUUUGCUCGUGGACAGAAAGGAUUCUUUGCUAUGGCCAAAAGUGGACACAUGGACAGGACCUUACAGACGGGACUACCAGCCGGAGAAUAUUGUGAACUUGUUUCAGACUGCCAGAAGAAGAUCACAGUAGAUGGUAGUGGUAACGCCCACAUCGUGAUUGACAACAGUGCAGAACCAAUCAUAGCAUUUUCUGUUGGUUAG
This is a messenger RNA of Saccostrea echinata, 1456 nucleotides long. Its product is annotated as alpha-amylase-like. The coding region runs from base 8 to 1456 and encodes 482 amino acids. The transcript has 4 exons. The record is from RefSeq and is a predicted model, not a curated record. NCBI's taxonomy places the organism in Eukaryota, Metazoa, Mollusca, Bivalvia, Ostreida, Ostreidae. Gene Ontology annotation, molecular function: cation binding; alpha-amylase activity. Gene Ontology annotation, biological process: carbohydrate metabolic process.